AUGAGGUCACUCGUCUCGCCAGGCGUUGCUGUGGCGGCGGUGGCAUCGGCGCUGCUGUCGAUCACGGGCCGGGCCGCCGCCGAGGAUGCCUCGCCCUUUUCGCUCGACUCCGAAGACGACAUUAGGACGACAGCCGGUCUCAUCGCCUGGGACAUGAUGCAGUACUACAAGGGCAACCUAACGGGCGCCACGCCCGGCAUCCUGCCCGGCCCUCCGCCCGGAGGAGACUACUACUGGUGGGAGGCCGGUGCCAUGUGGGGGACGCUGAUCGACUACUGGGCGUGGAGCGGCGACUCUUCGUACAACGACUUGAUCAUGGCGGCGAUGCAGUGGCAGGUCGGCCCGCACGACGACUUCAUGCCGCCCAACGUCACGGCGUCGCUCGGCAACGACGACCAGGCCUUCUGGGGCAUGUCGGCGAUGCUCGCCGCCGAGUCCAAGUUCCCGGACCCGCCGUCGGACAAGCCGCAGUGGCUGGCGCUCGCGCAGGCCGUCUUCAACACGCAGGCGGCGGCGGACCGGCACGACGACCUCUGCGGCGGCGGCCUGCACUGGCAGAUCUACAGUGUCAACAAGGGUUAUAACUACAAGAACAGCAUCGCCAACGGCUGCUUCUUCAACCUCGGCGCCCGCCUGUACCGCUAUACCGGCAACAAGACGUACCUGGACUGGGCCGUGAAGACGUGGGACUGGAUGGACCAGGUCGGCUUCAUCGACAACUCGUCGUACGCGAUAUACGACGGCGCCGACUCGAAUAAGGCGUGCAAGGAGCUCAACCGGGCCGAGUUUUCGUACAACAACGCCAUCUUUGCGCAGGGCGCGGCGUUUAUAUAUAAUACGGGAGAACCCAUCUGGAAGCAGCGAACCGAGAAGCUGGUCCAAUACGGUCUCAAGACCUUCUUCCCCCAGGGCGUCGCCGUCGAGAUAUCGUGCGAAAACGCCGGCACCUGCACGACCGACAUGCUCACCUUCAAGGGCUUCCUGCACCGGUGGUACGCCGUCAUCACGCAGAUCGUGCCGUCGACAGCCGCGGCCAUCGCGCCGGUCCUCAAGAACUCGACGGCCGCGGCCAUCAGGCAGUGCACGGGGGCGGCGCUCGGGCGGCAGUGCGGCUUCAAGUGGGCGAGCGGCGCGUACGACGGCAAGACGGGCGCCGGGCAGCAGAUGAGCGUGCUGGCGGCCGUGUCGGCGCAGCUCAUCGGCAGCGCCAGGGGCCCCGUCACGGACAAGUCGGGCGGCACGUCCAAGGGCAACCCCAACGCCGGGUCGGGCGGCGACAAGGGGCCGCAGGAGCCUCUCCGGCCCGUCACCACGGCGGACCGCGUCGGGGCGGGCUUGGUGACGUUUACCUUUGUGGCGCUGGCGGGUGGUGUCUUCGCGUGGAUGAUGCUGGAUACGCAUCAGGGCAGCGUGAAGUGA
Messenger RNA from Purpureocillium lilacinum, 1419 nucleotides. The record is from RefSeq and is a predicted model, not a curated record. Lineage: Eukaryota; Fungi; Ascomycota; Sordariomycetes; Hypocreales; Ophiocordycipitaceae.